Molecule: messenger RNA, 326 nt
Organism: Sceloporus undulatus (fence lizard)
Lineage: Eukaryota; Metazoa; Chordata; Lepidosauria; Squamata; Phrynosomatidae
Product: transducin beta-like protein 2
Exons: 2
Biological process (GO): endoplasmic reticulum unfolded protein response
Cellular component (GO): endoplasmic reticulum
Molecular function (GO): protein binding
Source: RefSeq, a predicted model, not a curated record
UUUCCACUGUAUUUCUUAGAUGCGAAUGGCGAAGCGUCCGCCAGAGCGUCGUUUAUGAAGAAGCAGAAGCAGCUGCGACUUCGGAAAGAUAAGCCACAGCAGCACACCUUUGCGCAUCCGCUCCUGGCAGCGGCGCUGAAGGGCCACAGCGGGAGUGUCACCUGCCUCGACUUCAGCAGCAACGGGAAGUACCUGGCCUCCUGCUCCGACGACCGGACCGUGCGCAUCUGGAGCACCAAAGACUUCCUGGAGCGGGAGCACCGCUACAUGCGCGCCAACGUGGAGCUGGACCACGCCACCUUCGUUCGCUUCUACCCAGACGCCAG